AUGAAACUAUUUAAAUAUUUAUCUUUAUUUGGGAGAUACAAUAUAAUAAAGAUAUUAAGCUACCAUAGCAAUUCUACAAAAUUAAUUAAAAGAUUUUUUAUAAGUAAAAAUAAUGAAUUUAAUAAUAAAUAUAAUAUAGUAGAUAUUGAUAAUAUAAAAAAGACUAAAAAAUUGGAAUGUCAUAAUUGCCAUAACAAUAUCAAUGUGGAUGUAGUACCUUUUUUUUGUAAAAGUUGUAAAGCGCUAGUUAAUGUAGAUGUCUUUAAAAUUUUUAAUAUUUUUGAACUUUUUGAUUUAGAAGUAAAUUAUGAUAUAGAUAAAGCUUUUUUAAAAAAAAAAUUUAAUGAUAUACAAAAAAUAUACCAUCCUGAUAAAAAUGCUCAAAGUUGUGAAUUAGAGAAAAUAAAUGAAGUAUCAAGUUAUUUAAACAAUGCAUAUAAAACACUACUUAACGAUAUUGAUAGGGCAUUAUAUUUAAUGGAAAUUCUCUAUAAUUAUAAAAUACCAGAAGAAGAAAGUAUGGAUGAUGAAGAGUUUUUGACUGAAAUUAUAAAAAUUAAUGAAGAAAUAAAUAGUUCUAAUGCUAACAUUGAAUUAUUAACAAAGAAAUACAAAGAAAUGUAUGAGAAUUAUGUUAAGAGUAUAAAAUUAUAUUUCAAAGAAAUGGAUUUUGACAACAUAUUAAAUGCUUUAAAAAAAUUAAAAUUUAUAAAUAGAAUUUUAGAACGAUUACAAAAUUUUUAA
Molecule: messenger RNA, 744 nt
Organism: Plasmodium relictum
Lineage: Eukaryota; Apicomplexa; Aconoidasida; Haemosporida; Plasmodiidae
Product: chaperone, putative
Exons: 9
Coding region: 1-744 (247 amino acids)
Biological process (GO): [2Fe-2S] cluster assembly; protein complex oligomerization
Cellular component (GO): mitochondrion
Molecular function (GO): protein-folding chaperone binding; ATPase activator activity
Source: RefSeq, a predicted model, not a curated record